Chilo suppressalis (striped riceborer) is the source of this 7404-nucleotide messenger RNA. Lineage: Eukaryota; Metazoa; Arthropoda; Insecta; Lepidoptera; Crambidae. The record is from the annotation of a GenBank genome assembly.
AAGAAGAAAAAAAAAACAUUGUCAAAUACAAUUGUCAUUUCGCUUGCGAUGCUAAUAUUUAUUUUUGUGUUUUAUCGAUACUUUCUUUGAUUUUGUGAUUUGUGCUAUUUUUCUACGAUUUCGUAAUAGAUUUUCGAUGCAAGACGACACUGAUUUCAGCUUGUUUUAUGGACUUUGUUACUAAAAAUGGCGUGACUACCUAAAUUCAUCUUAAAAAAUUGAUGACAUUGAGGGAGGCAAGAGUGUCGUAUUUCGUGUAUAUGGGUUGUCAUCAGUUCAACGCAUAUAAUAGCAUUUGGAACAUGCAGGAAUUCGGAUAAUCGUACAACUCUGUAGGAAUGUGAGGUCGGCCCAACGGUUCAUGUUACGCUGGUCGCGGCGACUCCAUUUGUUCGUACCACCUUUGUUGAUGCUGGGUUGGGGCUUGGGGUGUGCUUACUAGCACAAAUAUAUGAGGGCUGGGGCGGUAUGUCGUAUUAUUUCAGGUUUACUAACGAAAGGUGAAGGAUACAGAAAUGUAACUAUAGACUUCGCGUCUCGCCAAGUUAGAGAAUUUAAGGCGAAACACCCAUUGCCUAUUGGCGUCUUAACCACCACAACCGGAAAAUCUGUUGAUGUAAGGAAUACUGUCAGUGAGAAUUCGGAUGUAUUUGUGAACGACUACUUUUUAGACAACCAGUUUCAUGUGGACUCUGAACGGAUCCCAGAGAGAGUUGUUCAUGCUCAAGGAAGCGGUGCUUUUGGAUACUUUAUUGUUACACACGAUGUGUCCCAAUAUACAAGCGCAGAUGUAUUCAAUAGAAUUGGGAAGAAAACUCCAGUUUUCGGUAGAUUUUCUACAGCUGUAUCAAACAAAGGUACCCCAGAACUCGCAAGAGACAGUAAAGCAUUGUCUGUAAAGAUGUAUACAAAUGAAGGCAACUUAGAUUUUCUCUGUUCAAGUCUUCCUGUAUACGAUUAUCGUGAUCCUAAUGACUUCACUCACAUCGUUCACGCUGGGCGCCAAAACCCUAAAACAAAUCUUUUUGAUUUAACAACGCUCUGGGACUUCAUUACCCUAAAGCCAACAAUACUUUUUCCUAGUCUUUGGAGAUUCUCCGAUUAUGGUUUACCUUAUGGCUAUAGAAAAAUGGAUAUAUUUCCUAUUCAUGCAUACGAGCUGAACAACAAGCAAGGAGAACGAUAUUUAGCCAAAUUCAAUCUGCGUACAGAACAAGGCUUGGAUAAUCUUACUACCGCUGAGGCUCAAGCGUUAUCAAGUCAAGAUCCUUAUUACUUUACCAGGGAUUUAUACAAUGCCAUUGCUAAUAAAAAUUAUCCAUCUUGGAGAUUGGAUAUGGAUAUAAUGACUCUUGAACAAGCCUCAAAAGUAGACUAUAAUCCAUUUGAUGUUAACAGACUAUGGAAGAGGGGGACAUAUAAAACGGUAGUUGUGGGACGAUAUGUUUUCGAUAGAAAUCCAGAUAAUUCUUUCAGAGACACAGAACAGAGCGCAUUUAAUCCUGCUCAUUUAGUUCCAGGUAUACCUGGACCAGCUGACCUAAUGUUUAAGUCUCGAAGGUUAUCUUACCGCCAUGCACAUGAAAAUCGUUUAGGAAGUAAUUCUGAGAAUAUAAGAAUAAACUUACCAGUAUACAGAAAAACUUAUACCCGUGAUGGCUCACCUCCAGUAAAAGACAACAUGAAUGAUGUACCAAAUUAUUAUCCAAAUUCAUUUAGCGGGCCAGUACCCACUGUAGAUAACAGACACCCUAGUGAGAAAUUAAUAGUACUCGAUAAGACUUCUGUGGAUUUGGAGCCCAUGGCAGACUUCUAUAAUCACAUUAUAGAAAAUGAUGCUCAUAGACAAAGAAUAGCUGACAACGCUGCUGCCUCUCUAGUUACGGUUGAUGAAAAAAUUGUGGAUAGGGCAUUGAAGUUAUUAGAUCUCGUGGACACAGAUCUAGGUAAAAGAGUAACACAGAGUUACAAUGAACAGAAAAAAAGAGCCGACGCUGCUGCAAAAUUAGAUGCUAGAACGAGAGUUCAACCGAUUGCUCAGUGUAUAAGUGCAGUUCAGGAAGGAUUUUUGACGCCUCCUAAACGCAAAAACUGUUAGAAAAGAGUUAAAUAACGAAUUUUCAAAGGUAAUCUAGUUGUCGUUUGAACUCCUAAUUCAAAUGUUUGCAUCAAAAGUGUCUAGCGAUCAAAUAGACGCCGCCAUUAAACGGGUUUCAUUUUCUAAAAACACCAUAUACCGUAAAUAAUAAGUUUUAAUUUUACGAUGUGUAGGGAUAUCAAAUCAAUUUAUGGAUAGGAAUGGAAAACCAAUCUGAAAUGAAUAUUCAAUAAUUUUCAUUGCUAUAAAUUACUCGCUCCCUAGACAUUUAUGAUGUGUAUAGUUAUACUGAUUUGCUAACUUACGAAUGGAAUAAUAAACAUUAUCUCUAUCUUUUUGCUUGUGGAACAUCUGUAGAUGUAGGAAGCUGCUUAGGUUUGGUGUGCUAUAUAUUAAUGUCUUUGUUGUGAAGUAAGUAGAAUCGUUUAAUAAGUAAAUCGAAUUGAUUUUAAUUACAAUAAAACAAAUUAUAAAUAUGAAUAUUUCUUUAAUUUUUAACAAUAAACUCUAGACAGGAGGUAUUUUAUCACUUAAAUUUACUAUUCACUAAUAAAUUUGCCACAUACAUUCAAUGAAAUAUGAACAAUAUAUUACUAUGGAUUAACGAAAAAGCUGGGAUAAAUCUUAAACAUUUCUAAUUUACAUUUAGUAUAGUUUAAGCGUUUUGCUAUAAAGUGUAAUAUUACAAGACAAGAAUCUGGUAUAUCUGUUUUUAUUAUUUCUAAAGUUUGAAACAUUAAACAGUAUUCAUCCAAAUUUGAAAGUAUAUGUAUAGGAAUGAUCAAAUAACUUAAAAUAUCACAAUAGUGUUUACACUAAAUCAGUCAACGUUGAAAAUUAUUUUUGUAAAAUUUAAGCUACUUAAAAAUGGAAAAUAUUUAAAUGAUUCUCAAAAAAUACGUAAAUGAUAACCUUAAAAUGUAUUUGUUAGCCUAAAGGUUAGGUUACCAGUUGUUUUUUUUUGAUGAUGAUUGAAUUACUAAUUUUUUGAUAAUCAUUCGAAUAUGUGCCCUUAAAAAUAUAUAUUUGUUGUAAUAUAAUGAAAUCAGUUACAAAAAUGACUAGAAUUGAAAUCAAAAGUUUAAGGUCUACUUAUAAUUCUAAUCGAAUUUGUGUAAACUAAAAAUAACCUAAGGGAUUUAUACUGAUCGUUUAAAUAAAAUUUUAGGUAAAAUUUUGAUUGAAACUAGUCUUUUGAUAUUAGAAUGAAUCAGAUAAUAUUUUGAGCCUAGUAUUUAAAAAUAACCUUGUUAUAGAAUGAAAUUUGAUGGCGAAAUAUUAUCUGCCAAAUGAAAUCAUUUAGUAAAGCGAUAUUUAUUGAAAGAUCUUAAGUUUAUGGAUGAUGUCUUGGUAGUGGCCAGUCAUUGAAAUGAUUUUGACUGCAGAGGCGAUCGCUUCUAAUAUCUUGGAGAUGGUGAUAGUAGUUUUAUAUAUUCGCCUCAUUGAACCAAAUACUGGUUUGAUUCCUACUGGGCGUCUCGUCGCCUCCUGCCUGGCCCGAAGGCGGAGUUAGCAGCGGCGACUCACAGCAUGUGCUUGGUUUGAAGUGCACCGGAGUAACCACGGCUGAGGCCAAGAUCCAAUGCCCGUUUCUCGCUGCAAAAUAAUAAUUUAGUAAGAAUAUUUAAUGCAGUUUACUGCAAACAUCUGCGAAGAUAAGUAGUAUAAUGGUGGUAGUUCCGGAAUGAUAAAAAAGUAAAAUCAGUUUUGUCGUCUAUAACGUAAAGUUGAUAUUAACCACUACAUAAAAAGUUGUUUUGCAUUAACUUCUACAGUCAAAACCGAUAGGUCUAAUUUUUUUUUAAUUUUUGGCUUUUGAUGUUCCUUAUGUCACGUGCUAUGCGAUGACUAUUGCAUAAUGCUUCUCCCACACCUACGUGACGAAGCUUCGGGAGACUUUGGUACUAAAUGCGCAAAAAAUUGAAUUAGUUCUGUUGUAAUGAUUUAUUGGGCUGCGUGGCUAUAGAAGUUAGGCGAUAGCUUGUGUAAAUAUGUCUAUUGACUAACGUUCAAACUAUCUUUCAUCUUGAUUUGCAUUCUGUUCAAAUACAUUUCACCUAAAUAAAUAAAUAUAAAAAGCAACGUUACUUUUAAUACGUUUUAAGUAAAUUUGAAGAUGAUGAUUAUCAAAUAAUUACUAACUGCAUGCAACAAGGGGUUACAAAAUAUUAAAAAGUGUAGUUUGAAAUGCAUAAGGUUUGCCUAAAGAUACUCAGUAACACUGGCUACUAAUUACGUAUAAUUAAAAAAAAAAGAAUGCAGCAUGCACAUAAUAAAACAGCUGUUAUUUAGGUAAUUAAGUAGCUUCUCGAUUUCUACUAAGUACGAUGAUCUGGACGUACCUAGUAAUGUCAUCUUUAAAUCUGAAAAGAGAUAAAAAUAGUUAAGGUUUGUUUUGUUUUAAAGACAUUCAAUUAAGUAAAGAAGAAGCAACAAUUAAUAAAGAAUAUAGAUUUUUUAAGGAACAAAGUAUAUAAGUAACAUAGAUGCAACUUUGAUUGUCAAAAUCAAGUGAGAAAGUGAAAAUAAAGUUUUAAAGGGUACGGUUUAUUAUAAGUACUUAUUCUUAAUGCAUAAAGGAUGUAUAUUAUAGUUAACACAUAAAGUAAAGUGGAACGUGAAAUUAUUUUUUAUGAAAGAUAAGAAAAAUAAAUAACAUGAAGAAAUACUUUAUUCCAUUGAAUUCAAUAAAAAUAUCGAUUGCAUGAUUGGGAAAUUUUUCCGGUGCGUUUCCUCAUUCCGCAAUUAUUUUUUUGAUUCACACGUUCACUCGAUUUCAAGAGUUUAAUGAUGAUUGCAAGUUGCAAACUCACUUUUCCAUUUUGCGUUCAAUUUGUAGCAGGUUCCCAAGGCGGUUCAGCAUGUCCAUGAUUUCUUCGGGCUCAUAGGGACCAUCUUCGCGGUAGUAUUUGUUAAGACUAAACAUAAGAAAUUUACAAAUAACGUUUUUAAUUCGAAUGAUUGAUAAAUAAUAGUCGGUACUAAAUUAACCAUUCAUAAGGGCACAAUAAAAAUAAAAGUUUCGAUUUAUAUUGUAGAAAUUGAAGUCCUCCAUGCACCCUAUCCAUCUUGCUGGAUGAAGCAUGCUGGGCAGCGCUAUACACGUAAAAGAGAUACUGGUGUCGAUGCUGGCAUGAUUCGCUAAACCUAAACUUAAAUUUGAUAACAGUGUAUCAUUGUCAUUCUCUAUACUGUAUGAAAAGGAGAGACUGAUGUUAAAUGUGUUAGAAGUUUUAAUUUUAGAGAAUUAUGCCAGAAUCGACACCAUUGUAUCUCCAUCUCUUUUACUGGUACAGUGCGUAGAGGCCUUAAACAUUGACACUAUUUAUGUUAAAUAAAUGCUACAGUGAAGUUAUUCGAAGUACAAGGCUGUGAAUUUAAGUGAGAAAUUUUUCCCAUCUUUGGAAAGCACGUAAAGACAUUGGACACGGCUGCAGUUUUUAUGCCUUCUGGGCAUUUGUAUCUAGUUGUGACAUUUUUGUUAGCCCACAAGGUUUUUUUGAUUAUAAGAUUGCCUUUGAUUAUAGGAUAUAUUUUGUAAUUGUAAAAUUUAAGAUAUCAAAUAGCCUCAUAUAGAUCAAUAGCCAGCCUCGCAUCAAAUUACAAUAAAAAAGGGGGAUAAGUUUUGCGAAGGUCCACUUGCAGCAAAUUAGCUGAAUCUAAAGGACAAUGAGCAAAAAUGUAUGGAUGCUGCACCCACGUCUGCCACAGCUUAAACUACAUUUGUUUGAAAGGUAUUAUAGUCAUGAUCAUCUGUGCCAAAGCGCAUCAAAUUCCAUCUCGGGAGUCCUUAGUUAUUUUAAAUUAAAUAGGUACAAGUACUAUAACGAACGAACAAUAAUGAAACAAGGGAAUUAAUUUAGUUAGUUAGUUCGACCCUACCUACACAGGGGGCUCAGGUAUUAUGGGAGUACUUCAAAGGGUGCAAUAGCAUAAGGACACCCAUGCUAUUCUGCCGCGCUAGAGUAAAUCCUAAAAUCCCCGCAUGGGUUGGGGUUUUCAAACAUUUUGUUCGUUAUAGUAAAUUGUCUUCUAUGUAAAACGGAGCGACAACAAAUCACACAAACUUGUCCACGCUUCGGAGAAAACAUGAUCCAUACUAAUUGGCAAAACCGAUAAUCGUGUUCCAAUGUCCAAAGCGUGUUAGAUAAAAAUCAAUCAAGUGACAGGACAGGACAGACAGUAAGACGAGUCGACUAUUUGCAACUGCAAGUCCUUCAACCCCCGUAAACCGUUUUUAAGGCGUCUCAGUAAGUGCAAGCGCAGGAUGGUCGGCAGGCUUUGUCGUAUAUCUGGUUGUAUAGUACGAUGUGGCAUAUUAUUAUGGUUACUAAUAAUAUAAAAUUAAGUUACUAUAAAAUGAAUUUAUUUAGCUUCUUAAAUAUGCCCAUGUGUCAUAUAUUUUGAGUACCAGGAUAUUUUUUACGAUGUCAUUAUAAAAAAGGCUAGUUCUUCAUAGAUCUAUCGAUUCAUACAUUGUUGGCGGAGCUGGGUUUUGUUUUGCCCAUUAUCCUUUAAUUCAUAUAUGAUUUAGCAAAAUUGCUACAAGUGGAUCUGAGUGAAGAAGAAAGUAAAGAAGUAAAGAAAAGUAUUACUAGAAAAAAAUCCACGCGGACCAGGCAGCGGACGGGACUCGAACCUGCACCCUUCACAAUCCGGGCGAAUGCACUGACCAAUUAUGCUACCACGGCCCUGAUGGCCGCAUCGAAAUUUUCCUAGCCUUAAGCUGCAAGGCAGCGCCAUCUCUUCGCAUUGUAGGUAACCCACAAUGUCUACCAAAAAUGUUAAUUAAAAACCUAUAAAAAUAACUUCAAAUUAGGAUGCAUUACCAAUUCGAUUACAAAUAUUGUCAAUAAAAUCUAAAAUUCAGAAUACAUUGCUCAAAAUAAAUAAAAAUAUAUUCCACUAAAAAGUCAAUAAUUUUAUUUAAAGCACAACACUUUUAAAGUUACUUUCGUAAAUUCGCCAAUCGAACAGGUGAAUAAAUCGAUGGACUCGGCAACUACACACAUCAAAAGUGUCUAGGGAUCAAGCAUUUUUAUGCGGAUUUCUUGAGAUUGAGAUGUGGCUUUGUAAUAAAUUUAUGAUUUUAUAAAUUUAUAUGGAUCCUUUUUGGUGCAUUUCAUAAUUUGAAUCAGGAACUGUGAAUCAAAUUCGAGUAAAAGAUGAAAAUCAGCUGUCAAUAUUUUCCCUAUAAAAACAUACAACGCAUUGAAGACAUUAUUAGUGCUACUGUUUCCCUACUACUGAUUAAAACCAACGUUAUUAUGGAGCGGCGACGUCAUUUAAGCAGGGAAGAAAUGCUC